CAAGUGGAUUUCCUUCAGUUCCUCUUGUCACCCCAGAUCCUCUGGCCACUACUAUAUCAGGAAGAUUGUUUGUGUCCUCCUUAGUGAUGACAGAUCCAAAGUCCCUGUUCAACGCAUCUGUCAUUUCCUUGUUUCCCCUUAAAAAAUUCACCUUUUUUGGUCCAUUGAUGAGGUCGCGGGGAGUCACAAGGGGCCCAUUGAUGAGGUCAGGGGAGCCGUUGAUGUGACAGUUACGUCCCUGCUCCAGCCCACAGUCAACUGGACGAACCAUCAGUGAAGCAUGAUUCGCAGAGUAUUGCUUUCGACUCUGGUCACGUUGGCUGUAAUGAGCGCCUUGCUCAUCUUCAUGAACCAGGAGGACGACUGGGCUAACUGCUCGGGCACAGCCCCCUGCUCCCUGGCCUUCCUGUCAAACAACCCAUUCAGCCUGCGUUGCCCGAGUGCCACAGAAGUACCAGAUGACACCAUUUACUGGCAGUACCAAGACCUCAGCCAGCCUCAAACCGAACCCCGCACCUUCAUCACCUCCGGGUACUUGAGGCAGCACCGCAUGGCGAUGGGCAAAAUGGGAAGGCGAGCCGAUCUACGGAGCGGCUCCUUGAUCAUGGACAAGGCAGAGACCUCAGACACGGGCCUGUACCUGUGUAAGUCGGCUAAUUCCACCCUAGCCGCCUACCAGGUCGAUGUGCAGGACUCGUCUCUGCUUUACGUGUCCCACCGAGAGCUGGGGGAGAGCACUAUGCCAAACCAGAGCCUGACGGUCAACUUGGGCUCUUCCCAUCACAUGGUCAAGCUCUACACCCGCUGGGGACCAUGGCAGGACUGUGACCGGUGCAACAUAAUAGGGGAGCAGAAGGUUCUGGGCUUCUGUUAUGCCAGACUAAGCCAGGACAUGGAUGAGGACAUGGAUGAGGACGAGGCACUGGAGGUGAAUAGUGUCACCUUGCCCUGCGGCCUGAUGGAGCUGCACAUUGGGCAGUCCUUGCCCCGGCGCGGCGCCGAGCUCCAGUACCAGAUGUGCCGCGAGCCGUGUGCGAAGGAGGAAAUACCAGUGGGGUUGCCGGAGAUUGACGAUUGGUGGUCGUUGGGUCAGGAGACCGCUUUCGAAUGGAUGGAGCCUCGCGAAAAGAUACGGCAGGUGGUGUACCAUGACAUCUUUGAUAACGCCCGGAUGACAUGCCCGGGGGCAUCAGUGUACACGCCUGUUCUCUGGCAGCGCGACUCCACAUUUAUCACCCGAAGAGGCAACAUUGACAGGAGACACUGGCUGGACGACGCCAUAGGAGGCGGCAUCUACGAAAUCACAAACGUGAUGCCCUCCGACCGCGGCAUCUACCGCUGCUGGGUGCAUGGGCGUAGGGUCGCCUCAUUCCAACUCAAGACGCCCGAGAUGCCACCGGUACACCGCCACGUCAACCGAAGAUUGCCUCAAGGAAUAAAGUACAUCGUUCGCACGAUCGCCAUAGUCUUCAUGUUCAGCGCCAUGGUGGAGUUAGUGUACGCCUAAUUGUUUGCGAUCUUCCUGUACACAACUGCUUCCUCAAGACCACAUUAAGCACACCGCGACGCCCUGUGUCUCCCUAGAAUGGGAAAAAUAGCAACGAUCCCCUUACCUGCUUCAAGGCUGCUCACUCGGAGCAGCCUUGUACUCAUCUCGUACAGCCGACAGGAACUUCUGGACUUCGGUUCCUGCGGCUGCAACAACUUUUUGGACAAUUUCCCUCUUCCGUCUGAGCUCAUCAGAGCAACAGAGCACCCGACUGGAGACCGCCAGGUGAGUCGCGGGGUUGGAGACCGCCAUCCGACCCGCGGAGCCCAACCGACCCUCGGUCCUCACCGGAUCCCCGGUCCUCGCUCGACUCUCGGUUCUCGCCCGAUCCCCGGCCCUGACCCAACCCCCGGCCCUCGCUCGACUCCCGGUUCUCGCCCGACCCCCGGUC
Messenger RNA from Leucoraja erinaceus (little skate), 1940 nucleotides. Its product is annotated as protein FAM187B-like. Lineage: Eukaryota; Metazoa; Chordata; Chondrichthyes; Rajiformes; Rajidae. The record is from RefSeq and is a predicted model, not a curated record. The transcript has 2 exons. Bases 281 to 1507 code for a protein of 408 amino acids.